This is a messenger RNA of Lasiodiplodia theobromae, 3957 nucleotides long. RefSeq lists its product as uncharacterized. The transcript is spliced from 4 exons. The coding region runs from base 1 to 3957 and encodes 1318 amino acids. The record is from RefSeq and is a predicted model, not a curated record. Gene Ontology annotation, molecular function: protein binding. Lineage: Eukaryota; Fungi; Ascomycota; Dothideomycetes; Botryosphaeriales; Botryosphaeriaceae.
AUGGAAGAGGAGGAUCCUCGGCCUCCACUCGCAGUGUCUCUGCCUAUGCCCUCGUUUCCGAUGGAAGACCCGCAGUCUGGGGCCUCCACACCAGGAGCAGACGCGGCACUUGUGAACAUGGGAAGGACGAUUUUCGCCUCGACUGUGGAUGAGACGAGUGGAGUAGUUAUGGGGAAUGCUUUUGCCCGCAAAAACAUGUCAAUCACCGGAAGCAUAUCUGUAAAGGAAUUCAAUAUGAAUGCGUUCUCCAAUACCACUAACUAUCGUCCUUCAUGGAAUAAAGGCUAUCAGGAUAACUACUACGACUGUCUGAGGAGAUUGGGCUCAACCACUUCCCAAGAGGACUUUACCAUGGAUUUGAAGAAUGAAGAACAGUGGAUUGAUGGCACGUGUGAGUGGUUCUUCGAUCUAGACCAGUGCCAGUCCUGGCACUCUGGAAAAGAUUCCUCUCUCCUCAUGUUCCUCGGAAACACUGGCAUAGGAAAAACAAUGAUGUCCCACUUCUUGAUAGACAAACUACUGGACGUGGAGAGCCAGCAAGAUCAUCACAAGGCCGUUGCCCACUUUUUCUGCGACUACCACACACAAAGGAACACAACCACGGCAGUUCUCGCAGGACUUCUUGUGCAGUUGUUACAGCAACGCAAAGAGAACUUCAAGCAUAUCAGUCAUCUCUACGGUCAAUACCGGGACUCACUUCCUGACAAUCUUAACAACCUCUGGACCGUCUUCGUCAGGCUUUUGAAGAGUCUUGAUGGUGACGUAUACCUCAUUAUCGACGGGAUGGACAAGUGCGAUGAGACUUCACGGAAGGAACUCUUCACGCUAUUCAUUAAGUCGGUCAGAAUUAAGAAACGGGAUCUCACCAUCAAAAUCCUCCUGACCUCAAGGUCCGAAUCGGACUUUCCAAAAAUCCUCGAUGGUCGCAUAUUGAAAGUUGAACAGAAGAACAUCUCCGAACACCUCAGUGCCAGCGUCUCCAGGUUCAUCGAAGUCCGGAUCAAGAAUCUUCCGGUUUUUUCGAACAUGGAGCCAAAGAUCCACAGGAUAAUCAGCAAACAGGCCGGCGACACCUACCUGUGGGCCUCGUUUGUCUUCCAGGAUCUUGAUAAAGCCUUGACCAACGAGGAAGUCGUUAUGAAGCUCCAAAACCUGCCUCGGGACCUUCACGAUGUGUACGACAGGAUGUUGAGAGAGAUCGACUCGGCAAAUGCAGAAGAAGCCGCUUUCGUCCUGCGCAUGGCUGCUCUCGCCCGGCGACCGUUGAGACCAAAAGAACUCGGCUUACUUUAUACCUUACGUCCGGGAAAAUGGAGUUCCAGUGGAAUACAAGCGCUAGAGCAGGUGAAGCCUGACGAAAAUCUACACAAAGCUUGCAAGUCCCUGGUUUACCUUGACUCAUCUCUCGCUAUACGUUUUGUUCACCAAUCGGCCAAAGAGUAUCUUCUUGACCGUCGCCUCUCGAUCAAUUACUCGAGUGACACCUUUUUCACUCGAAAGCUUCCCGUACUGAACAAUAGCCGAAUCUACAAUUUCAUCGCCUCCGUCAUUGCAAAGAUGCUUGGUACUCUCGGGCUCAUCAGAGGUAUAUCACGGUAUCACGUCGUGCCAGACGAGACCCAUCUCCUCUUGCUCAGGAUCUGCUGGACAUGCAUGAGCGCCAGAGAAUUCCAACACGGAAAGCGGAUAAUUCAACGCAAGGAAGACGGCGAGCUUUCGCCCAACCCCGAUCUGCAUAGAUUCCUGGAGCUGCGCCCCGAGGUUUCGUACAUAGUCAAUGAGUGGCAGGAGCACGCGCUGGCGGCCGGCCCGGCGUUAAGUACUUGCCGUGCUUGGCUUUCCGACAACUUACACAAGCUACCUACAUUGCGCGACCUCUGGCUGCACCGCGUGGUCCUGGCUGGCGACAUGAACACGGCUCGCCUGCUUCUCGACAACCACGCUGAUGUCAACACGCGAUGGGGUGAACACGGCAGCAUUCUUCACGAGCCUUCAUGCACAGGUAAUGAAGAGAUGAUUCAACUAUUGCUCGAACACGGGGCCGAUGUAGACGCGAAGGGCCGACUGUUCGAUAACGCUUUGGAAGCGGCCUCGUGCCACGGCCACGCAAAGGUAGUCAAGUUGCUACUUGAACACCAGGCGACAGUUAAUGCACAGGAUGAGGACUCCUGCUCAGCUCUUCAGAUAGCCGCGGCAAGCGGGAACACCGAAAUUGUCCGUACUCUACUCCUCCAUGGAGCCAACGCCAAUUCCUCUGGGUGCAAACACCCUCGCCCGUUACUAGGAGCCGCAACUCACGGGGACCUCGAGCUAAUCCAACUACUUCUGGACCAUGGGGCCGAUGUCAAUGCGCAGGGGCAGGGGCAUGCCUACGCUCUGCAGGCAGCUUCGUGCGCAGGACAUUUCGAUGUUGUGAAGCUGCUAGUGAGCCGUGGCGCCGAUGUCAACGCCAGAGGUGGCGAGCAUGGCAAAGCGUCGGAGGCAGCCUGGGAUGCGAAUCAUGAUGAGAUCGCGCGGUGGCUCAUGGAUCAGUCCACUCAGUCUGAAGCGGAGACCGUUCGCAAGAAGGAUCAGGGUGACAACCCGUUAUAUCUGGCCGCACUGAGUGGAAGACUCGAUGAGGUUCAGACCUUGCUGGAGCAUCACGAUGUCAAUAUCAGAGGUGGGACGUACGGCAGUCCACUGCAAGCAGCAGCUUACGAUGGACACAAGAAAGUGGUUCAGCUUCUCAUCGACAACGGAGCCGACGUCAACGCUCAGGGUGGGGAGCAGGGCUCUCCCUUGCAAGCAGCGGCUUAUGAUGGACACGAAAGCGUAGUACGGCUGCUCAUUAACAACGGAGCUGACGUAAAUGCCCAGGCGGGCAGUCAAGGAAACGCUCUACACAUAGCGUCCAAACAUGGACAUGUUGGGACCAUGCGGGUGCUGCUGAGCCACGGCGCCAAGACAGAUAUCCACGACGAACCAUACGGUACCAUCCUACACGCCGUUCUGUUUGCCGGGCACAGCGACACGGAAGUUGUCCGCCUGCUCUUGGAAUAUGGCGCUCCCAUCAACGCGUACAACAUUGAUUUUGGUACUCCGCUAGUGUUGGCCGCUUCACAGGGGAACAUUGCUAUAGCUCAGCUACUAGUCGACAACGGCGCCAAGGUCAACGCGAAAGGCGGAAGGAUGGGCUCCGCACUAGAGGCUGCUGCCGCUUCGGGCAACAUAUCCAUGGUUGAGUUUCUACUCGGCCACGGUGCCGAUGUUAACGCGGAGGGCAGCAAAUACGGAUCCGCACUACAGGCUGCCGCUAUUAAGGGCAAAAAACACGUGGUUCAGCUUCUGCUCGACCACGACGCUGAAGUUAACGCGGAGGGCGGCCAAUACGGCUUCGCAUUACAGGCUGCCGCUAUUACGGGCAAAAAGAGCGUGGUUCAGCUUCUACUCAACCACGGUGCCGAGGUUAACGCGAAGGGCGGCCAAUACGGAUUCGCGCUACAGGCUGCCGCCAUCGAGGGCAACGAAGACGUGGUUAAGCUUCUGCUUGACAACGACGCCGACGUUAACGCGAAGGGCGGCGAGUUUGAUUCUGCGCUACAGGCGGCCGCCUAUCGAGGCAGUAAAAGUAUCGUCGAGUAUCUACUUGACUGCGGAGCUGACAUUAAUACCAAAGGUGGGAGGUACGGUUUUGCAUUACAAGCGGCAGCCUAUGGAGGUUCUAAAGCGGUCGUCGAGCUCCUGCUCGAUCGAGAUGCGUAUAUCAAUGCUAAAGGUGGCCCGUAUGGGACGGCAUUGAACGCGGCACGCCACGGCAAACAUGAGGCAGUCGUCCAGCUACUGCAACAGCUGGGCGCCUACGAUGCGAAGUCAAGUAAAGGGAUGCUGACCGGUCAAGUGGGUAUGGAAAAUGUCACUUCUCCAACAUUGUCCUCGUCUGGAAAGUCUGAGAUGUUAGCUAGACAGGCUCCUUGA